AUGGGGGAGUGGGAUGGGGAGGUUUGGAGAUGGGGAAAUUUGGGAAUUCAGGUUAUGAAUAACACUGUUUUGCAGGUUCAGAUUAUGGAGUUGCUGGAUUUUUUGAGAUCGGUCAGUCCAGAUAGAGGGAAGGAGGAUUCUGUUGUGUGGCAGGCGGCGGCGGAAGGGACCUAUUCGGUUAGUUCGGGUUAUGACCUAAUCACUGAACAACGAUUGGGCUCAAUUUACGAUCCGGCAAGAGAGAAGGUCUUGGGCCUGGUUUGGAAAGCUGCUGUUCCUUUCAGAUUCAAAGCCUUUGCUUGGAGAGUGAUUAUUAACAGGCUUCCUUCCAAAGACAUGUUAUCGAUUAGAGGUGUGUUUUUUGAAUCUUCCGACCGUAUGUGUGUUUAUUGUAAAGAGGAAGAGGAGACCCUGCAUCAUAUUUUGUUUGGUUGCAGGAUAGCUAAGGAAAUUUGGAGAUUUAUCUUAGGGUGGAUAGGAAUAGAUGUCGAUAUGGGUUAUAGUAUUUGGGAAAAUUAUCUUACUCUGUUUAAUGCUUUUAGAUCUAACAGAGUUAGGAAGGGAGCAGAAAGUCUAGUUUGGUUAGGGGUGUGUUGGUGUAUAUGGAGCAGGAGGAAUAUGGUGAUUUUCAGGUCGGAAAAAUGGGAUUUUUCUGAUAUAAUUUGGAGCAUUAAAGUUAUAGUUUGGAAGUGGUCGAAUUUUGGAGAAAUUAGGUUUGCCAAUUAA
This is a messenger RNA of Vicia villosa (hairy vetch), 726 nucleotides long. RefSeq lists its product as uncharacterized. The record is from RefSeq and is a predicted model, not a curated record. The transcript has a single exon. NCBI's taxonomy places the organism in Eukaryota, Viridiplantae, Streptophyta, Magnoliopsida, Fabales, Fabaceae. Bases 1 to 726 code for a protein of 241 amino acids.